Molecule: messenger RNA, 1713 nt
Organism: Cylicocyclus nassatus
Lineage: Eukaryota; Metazoa; Nematoda; Chromadorea; Rhabditida; Strongylidae
Source: the annotation of a GenBank genome assembly
AUGGACUACCAACAUCAACUCGGCCGCCAUCCGGAUGUACUACAACCGAGGACAAGGGCGGUUGGCCGGAGGAUUUCUAUGAGACCAUCGGCUGCGGACGACGUCUUCGACAAGAUCCCGGGAAGAGUCCUCGACCUGGGCACACCGGUCGGUACCCUCGGUACUAUCCCGGCCCAGUUAUUGGGUCUACGUCCCGGCAUCCCGGUUGCCCAAGGACUUGGUGAUGCCUGGGCCGGUCAGAUCGGUCUCGGCGUGCUCGCGCCCGGUUCGAUGGCUCUCAUCACCGGCUCCUCGCACGUGCUCACCGGCCAGUCCGACACGAGAUCCACGGACAAUUUUGCAGCUGACUACACCGCUGCUGCCGAGAAAAUCGGCCUCAAUCCGUACGACGUCCUUAACGAGCAGUCGCGAAACAUCAGACCGGGUUCCGACGGCCUUAUUAUUAAUGAGUAUUUUCAGGGCAACCGCACUCCGUACACUGACUCGAAAGCUCGCGGCAUUAUCUGGGGUCUAUCCCUUAUGCACACUCCGGCGCAUUUCUACCACGCUAUUCAGGAAUCGGUCUGCUAUGGCACGGCCCACAACCUGCGCGCCAUGAAGGCCGCUGGAUUUGAGGUAGACCGCAUGGUCGCCUGUGGUGGCGCCACGAAGAGCCGUGAUUGGAUACAGAUGCACGCCGAUGUACCUGGUGUGCCGAUCGUGCUCACUGAGGGUCGGGGACGCUGUGGUGCUCGGAAACCGGGGCGCGUCUUCAAGGAACUCUUCGGUGAUGCGAAGGUCAUCAUUAUCGCCGACGAGAACACCUGGGCCGUCGCUGGUGAACAGACCAAGGCAUCCCUCGAGGGCGCCGGAGUCGAGACUGUCGAACCGAUGAUCUUCCCGGGGCGUCCAGCCGUUUACGCCUGCUACGCGAACGUUGAGAAGAUCCGUGAUCACAUGCGCGACCUUGACGGGGUGAUCGCUUGCUCAAUCGGCUCGGGCACCCUCAACGACAUCACCAAACGAGCCAGCGACGAACUGGGUCGGCGCUACAUGAACCACACCAUGAGCUGCCGCGCCCCGCAAGCCCUCAUCGCCGACCUGCCGACGAUGGCCGGGGCUCCGCAACGCUGCACCGCUACCGGCCUGGGCGAUCUCAUUGAAAAGGUCCCGGCCGGGUGCCGAUUGGAUCGUCGCCGACGAACUGGGCAUCGAGCCGAUCGACGACGAGAGGGGCUGGCCAACGGUAAACCGGAGGCAUUUGAUGGCCUCAUCGAAGGCCUCGUGAUGUCCGGUCUAGCGAUGCAGAAGUACCCGCAUCUCGUCGCGCCCGGCCUCGGGCGCCGGUCACCAAUUCUCCCACCUGUGGGAGAUGGAGCAUCUCGCACCCUCGACGUCGACGCCGCUGUCGCCAAGUGGCCGUCGGCCGAGGAAAUGGAGGCCAAGGUUCGCGCCAACUUCACGGGCGACAUGCUCGAGCCUGCUGUCAGGCAGACCAUGGACAAGUACCUCGACGCCGAUGCGCUGCGAGAGCGUCUGGAACUCGUCAAGUCAACGUGGCCGACCGUCCGAGAACGCUGCCGCUCCCAGGUCAUGCCGGCUGCCAAGGUCGAGGAGAUCAUCAAGACUGUUGGUGGCAUUUACCACCCGGCGCAGAUCGGCCUGACUCGGGGAGCGCUUCCACGACACCUACUACCGGUGCCAGAUGAUUCGGUCGCGCUACACCCUUCUUGA